CAACACUGCUACUGAUUCAGCCAUCUUCACAGCUAGCUAGCCAACAUAACACCGAAACAUUGGAGCUCAUUGACCAUUUUUUGUGUAUAUUAACCUCAGUGUUUUAAACACACUGUCUGGUUACUUACUAUACUUCAUAAAAUUUCAUAUUUACGUUGUCGGUAAGAUUACUUAUUAACUUAGCCUAGUAACAUUGGUGGGCUAUUCGCUAAUGCUAACUAGCUAGCUAACAUAUUCGACCAUGAGUUUGUCCCUUGCUAAAGAAGAGCAGGUCUGCUGGACAGAGAAAAAAGCUCUCGUGAAAGAGGAGGAGGGAGAGGAGGCUGUCACAGUUAAAAAAGAUGAAGCUGUUAUAUUGAAAGAAGAAGAAGCUUUCAGAGUGAAAGAGGAGGAUGUUAAUGUGAAGGAAGACUACGAGGAAGAGGAGGAUGCCGUUUUCGGAGUGAAAGGGGAGGAAGAGGCGAUGAUUGUCACGGUGAAAGAAGAGGAGGGGGAGAUUACUGUCACAUUGGAGGAGGAAGAAGAGCAGACUGGAGAUCUGAUUAACACCAGACAACGCUAGCCCGCACCCUUCCGCCCUCCCGGAAUCCCCGAGUCGUGCCUCUCCGGGUAGCGCCUUACUGCUGGGUCUGAAGAGGGUGUCUGUGCGGCUGGUCGACUGCAGGAAAACAACGGGGCUGAAUGGAACUACGAGACGAGGAGACAAAGAGGAAGAUUUGACUGAUCAAUGUAAAAGACUGCUGGGUCUGAAGAGGUUGUCUGUGCGGCUUGUCGACUGCAGGAAAACAACGGGACUGAGUGGAACUAUGAGACGAGGAGGAGGAGGAGAAGAUGAGUGAGAUUUGACUGAUCAAAAUAAGUAGGAGGGUUAUGUAGGAGCAGAAUGUGUUUACUUUGGACACAUUAAUAAUAUGAAGAAGAAGAAUCAGCUGCUAUCCUAGGAGCAUGAAAAAGACUCAUCUCCUGGUGGCACACAACAUUUAAAAUAAAAUGUUUUUAUAAUAAAUAUUCUGCACUAGCAUUUAAACAAAAUGCACAUAUUCUGACCAUUAUGAAUAACUUCAUUGUGUCGUAGAUCUUAAAUAAUCCUUAAAAGGGAUUAGGAAGUGGAAUCUGGUCCAACAGGUCUUACAGGAAGUACAGGUCGGGAAAACAUUGUCUUGAGGCACCACGACACGUCAAGACACAAGAAAACUAUAUUUAGGGAAGUGUCUUCAAGACAUUUUCCAGGCCAACUUUUCUGGACCUCUCUUCCCGAAAGCUAAAGGGAUUCUUUACUUUACACUCAGUCUCUGCUCUACUCAUUAAUCAGAGAACAGGCUACUCAGAGAACAGGCUACUCAGAGAACAGGCUACUCAGAGAACAGGCUAAUCAGAGAACGGGCUACUCAGAGAACGGGCUACUCAGAGAACGGGCUAAUCAGAGAACGGGCUACUCAGAGAACGGGCUACUCAGAGAACGGGCUAAUCAGAGAACGGGUUAAUCAGAGAACGGGCUACUCAGAGAACGGGCUACUCAGAGAACGGGCUACUCAGAGAACGGGCUACUCAGAGAACGGGCUACUCAGAGAACGGGCUAAUCAGAGAACAGGCUAAUCAGAGAACAGGCUACUCAGAGAACAGGCUAAUCAGAGAACAGGCUACUCAGAGAACAGGCUACUCAGAGAACAGGCUAAUCAGAGAACAGGCUAAUCAGAGAACAGGCUAAUCAGAGAACAGGCUAAUCAGAGAACAGGCUACACAGAGAACAGGCUACUCAGAGAACAGGCUACUCAGAGAACAGGCUACUCAGAGAACAGGCUAAUCAGAGAACAGGCUAAUCAGAGAACAGGCUACUCAGAGAACAGGCUACUCAGAGAACAGGCUACUCAGAGAACAGGCUACUCAGAGAACAGGCUACUCAGAGAACAGGCUACUCAGAGAACAGGCUACUCUGGGGGGGGGGAGUUAAAUCAAAGCUCAAUCAUUGUCCUCAAGAUUACAUAAUGAUAGGAUUCUAAAGAACCGAAUAUAAACAGAACACAGUGUGUGUGUGUGUGUGUGUGUGUGUGUGUGUGUGAAGUAGAGAAUCCCGUACAUCCACAUGUGCAGAAGCUUCAGGACAUUUAGCUGGCGGAGACAGGGGUCCGGAACAGUCGGAUCUGUAGCCACUCCGUUGUUUUUAUAUUAGUGGUUUGAGAGAGGUACCAUAAAAUGUUUUCAGACUUUUGGAAGACGUGUCUUGAGACAUAAUGGCAUCUUAAAUAUGUAAUUUUUUUUAAAGUAUCUAUGUCUUGAAGUGUCUCAAGAUUUCUCAACUUGUGAUGGCUGGGUACGUAGGUUUAUAAAUGAUCAGAAACAUGUUUACGCAGUCUUCACGUUGGGCUUCCACAGUCCGAUUGUGACA
Oncorhynchus masou masou (cherry salmon) is the source of this 2386-nucleotide messenger RNA. Its product is annotated as zinc finger protein OZF-like. Gene Ontology annotation, cellular component: nucleoplasm. NCBI's taxonomy places the organism in Eukaryota, Metazoa, Chordata, Actinopteri, Salmoniformes, Salmonidae. Bases 242 to 562 code for a protein of 106 amino acids. The transcript is spliced from 2 exons. Gene Ontology annotation, molecular function: RNA polymerase II cis-regulatory region sequence-specific DNA binding; DNA-binding transcription repressor activity, RNA polymerase II-specific. The record is from RefSeq and is a predicted model, not a curated record. Gene Ontology annotation, biological process: regulation of transcription by RNA polymerase II.